AUGGCUGCAGCCCGACGAGGUCAGCCGUUGAACAUCAACCUGCCGAAUGGUAGUCUCCAAAACCCCGAUCUCCCAUCUCUCUCGGCCCUCUUCCUCAUCUACUUCGACAUCAAAGCCGGCUACACCAUUGGAUGGAAGCGGUCUUUGCCAGGCAUUGAGCUGGAGGGAGUAGUGGAAUACAAGAGCCUGCCAUCGGGACUGCACACCGUGAAAGAGGAUCUGAUUUACUUUGUCCACGACAAUCAUGCCGGGCUCAGCGCUUUUAUCAACGCGCCUGCUGCCGAGGAAUCCAGGAAUGCCCGGAUGAUUGCCGUGGGGGUUAUGGUGCCCUUAAGCUAUGGCAGAUUAGGGAGGAGUUGGAAACAUGCUGAGGCAUUGAAGGAGAUGGCCAGUGAGUUGAUCGUCGACACGACCCAGACGAAAGUUCUCGAGAAGUAUUGGGAAGAACACAAAGCACAAGGUCCUUCUCCGCCGGCGAUGACUGAGUCGCCGCUGGAUACUCCAUUGAGCUUGAAGCUCGAACCCGUACGAAAUAAUACUGUGAAGCCGAACGGACAUGGCCGAAAUCGAUCGGCCUCAGAUGGCGCGGCGCUGCUCCCUCCUGGGCAUUCAUUGUCUGCUCACCAUCCGGCGUGGAGUUUACCAAGGCUACUUGAGGCUUUCGGGCCUCUGAUAUUCCCUCUGCAUAGGGCUGCGCUCUUGCGAAAGAGGAUAUUGAUCACAGCGCAGGCGCCUGUUCAAGAAACUUGUGAUUUUGUAUACGACAUUUCCGUCCUCUCGAACAUUCCCCUAGCAGUCAGUGAUCUUCUCGCCUCUACAGCUCCCCCUCAACGCCUCCGCCCCCUCUUCUCAAUAGGCGUGCACGACAUCCCCCUCCUAGAGGAAGACCUGCGCAUCUCGAAGGCAUCUCUCACAGGCCACGAGUCCGACUUUUCCGAGGCCAGAGACGACCAAGGGUGCGGCUGGAUAGCCUGCACAACCGACAGCAUCCUUGCCAUGAAAAGCACUCUUUACGACGUCCUCGUCACCAUGCCCCCUCCCUACACCACAGACGCCACCCACAAGGUCUGGCCCAAAAUCCAGUCCGCGCAAGGCGUAGAAAUGAAGGCCACGCAGCGUGACCUCCGCCGCUACCAAUCCCUUCGCUGGGGUCUAUCCCGCCAUGCUUCUCCCCCACCCAGUCCAGCCGACAAGACGAGAUCCAGCCCCGAGCAGCCUGUGGUGCCAGAAACAUCGACAUCACGCCCAGCGUCAAGCUCUCCCUCCCACGCCCGCGACAUCACCAAAUCCGACCUCCCAGACACGGACGCCAUCGCAGAGCCGCUGUCAUGGUCCGCCUUGGCCUACUCAGGAUUCAUGUGGUGGGCCUCCUCGGGCGAGCAGCGCGGCGAAAUCGACGAAGAAGCCGACGCCGACGCGACCCUCCUCUCAGGCCUCUCGCUACCCUCCUCUAGUCCCUCCUCCUCCUCCGCCCAUCCGCCAGGGGGCAGGAACGGGGAGGAUAUGAGCGCCAAGCAUGAGAUGGCUAUCAUCGCUUAUUUCCACCGCCUGGCAACACAAGUCCUGGCUACACUAAGCGAUAUCGUCGAUGCGACGGACUCGGAUGAUGAGAGGGAGGAUGCGCACGCUGCUCUCAAUCCUGUGAGUGGUGAUGACACGGGGCCAGCGGUGCAUGUCAAUAGCGAGGAUGUGGUGAGAAUGGGCCUGGACGUGUGGUCUGCUACGGACCACCGCUUUAUCGAGGAGAUCGCCAAGGAGUACUUUGCGAGGAGAGCGCAUGUGGAAGGGAGGAACGUGGAUGUAUGUGGUGUACGGAUCUGCUGA
This is a messenger RNA of Drepanopeziza brunnea f. sp. 'multigermtubi' MB_m1, 1824 nucleotides long. RefSeq lists its product as uncharacterized. NCBI's taxonomy places the organism in Eukaryota, Fungi, Ascomycota, Leotiomycetes, Helotiales, Drepanopezizaceae. Gene Ontology annotation, cellular component: lipid droplet. The record is from RefSeq and is a predicted model, not a curated record.